Messenger RNA from Nematostella vectensis (starlet sea anemone), 6515 nucleotides. RefSeq lists its product as uncharacterized. The coding region runs from base 173 to 6058 and encodes 1961 amino acids. Gene Ontology annotation, molecular function: protein binding. The transcript has 3 exons. NCBI's taxonomy places the organism in Eukaryota, Metazoa, Cnidaria, Anthozoa, Actiniaria, Edwardsiidae. The record is from RefSeq and is a predicted model, not a curated record.
CAAGCAUCAUUUCUGGGAAUUUUACUAAAUCAAUACCGAGAUUAUUAUAGGAUGUGAAAAAGGCUAUCCACCAUUUCACAGUUGAAAGUUAUCAUAAGUGAAGUUUAGUUUAAAUAGAAUCGCCUUAGCCUUGGAUUGCAGUUCAAUCGGUGCAUUGUGGCGAUGACCUGAAAUGGAAUCAAGUGCUGUUACAGCGGUAACCCCAGUAUUUGAAAAUAAACUGCAGAAGAAAGUAUACCAGAACUGGCUCAAGGUCGGCCUUGCUCUGGGUAUUACAUGCAAAGGAAUCCGUCCUUACAUCGACAGAGAGAUACAGAAAUACCACGGCUUUUUGUUGACCAAGCUUGCUGCCGCUCCUGCCUGCCCUUGCCACCCUGCUGUUCGCGGCGGUCACGUGAAAACUUGCCUGUGGGCUCGUGAGCUUGCCAGUCACCAUCUUAGAGGCAAGCCAACAUGGCAACAGAGUGACUCCACUAAAUGGAAGGACCCAAACCUUGGGCCAUGGGAAGUAGCCAAGCUGUAUAUGCCAUCACUGGGUGGGCGUGUCGCUGCGUGUGUCGAUGCAGCAACUACAGACCCAACAGGACUGUUAAACGUCCUCUACUGGUGCGACUUCUUUAAGGCCCAGAAAGCUGUCGUUGAUGCAGUUCGGGAAACUCGAAAUGUUUGGGGACAUGCUGCAGAACAGGAAUUACUGGAGCAUGAAGCGAAUGAUGCCAUCAGCUCCUUUAAAAAUUUGCUAAAAGACCCUGAACUUUUGCUUGAUCCCAAUGCCGAGGAUGCUCUGAAGAAAAUUAAAGAUCUGGAAAAUCGUGAUAUGAUAAGCUUCGAUGAGCUUGAUUUAAAAGUGAUUAAGGAUCUGGUCAGCUCAUUUAAGGAGGAUAUUGUAGCGAAGCUGGAUGAAUUGAGUGAGACUCGCUCUGAAGAAGAUUUACAACUUCUAACUAAAAUCAUUGAGUUGAAUAACACUAUUGAACAGUUGAGGAGUAACUUUCCAGCCACACACGAUACCCAAGAACACCGUAUUUACUAUUACCCUAUCAUGUCUGCGGCGCUCUUUUUGGUUGCUCGUACUAUAGCAUUAUUCUUCUAUAGCAAACCUUCCAAGCAUCUACUCAUCAUCUUUUUCCUGGCCGUUGUUUUAGUUGUUACAUUGGAUAAGGGCGAUUCAGACAGAGGAUGCGAUGCAAUAGCCUCAUUUCACGGCAGUGUAAAUCCGAAGGAGUUUGACUUUACUGAUUACCUUGUCUCAAAGAAUGAAGGUUUCCUUGGUCGUCGGUGGCUUCUGGAGAAAGUGUCCAAUGCUUCCAAAGGAAAAGGCAACAAAGGUAUCAUCAUCACUGGAGAUCCUGGGUCAGGAAAAACUUCGUUUAUUGCAAAUGUUAUUUGUUCUCAAUUCUCGAGCUAUUCGAUGAAUAUCAGAGUCCUCGGUUACCAUAUGUGCAUCAGCUCGUACCGCAGUACAAAGGAGCCAGCUAAAUUUGUACGCAGCGUAGCGGCAAUGAUCAGUUCUGUAAUAAAGGAAUACUCAUAUAUUACUUUAAAUAAUAUUUACAUACAACAGAAGCUAGAUACUUGCGUUAACGACCCUGUGGAUUGCUUCGACCAAGUUGUACUUUCUCCACUACGCCACAUUUUAGAUCCUCCGUCUAAUCAAAUGUUUCUCGUGGUUGAUGCCCUAGACGAAUGUAUACUCGAAACAGGAAGAAAAAAUGAAAUUGUUGAACUUCUGAGUAAAACGCUUGACCAAUUUCCUUCUUGGGUUAAAGUUCUUUUGACAUCUCAAAAAGUUCCAAGUAUUUUGACUGAGUUUUCUUCUCCGCACGUGUCUCUUGUUGAGAUCGAGCAAGAUAACCCAAACAACUUGUAUGACAUCGAACAGUAUGUGUCGCAUAAGCUAUACGAACAGUCCACAGUAUGGUCUCGCAUGGUGUCGUUUUUAACUGGCAAUACUGACGAGAGAAUCUCCUCUUUGAUAAAGAGGAGCGAAGGAAACUUCCUAUACAUAAAAGUAAUGUUGGAGUACAUGCAAACCGAGAAGCUGCAAGGACCCGAACAGAUCAAUGAUGUACCAAAGUCCGUUCAUAGAAUCUAUAUGAGCUAUCUUAAACGCCACUUCACCGAAGAAGAGUUUGUUCCUGUGCGUAGAAUACUUGAAGUCCUUGUGGCAGCAUACGAACCUCUCCUAACUACAGAUCUAUACCAUGUUAUUCGCGCAAAAAAUCAAAGUUCUGAUUCUAACUAUUACUAUGAUAUUCUAAGGACUUUGGAUAGGUUGUCAAUGUUUUUACAUUUUUCACGACAACGUAAAACAGUGCAAGUCUUUCACAGUUCUCUGUCAGUUUGGCUUACAAGCAACGAAACCUUGGGUGGACCUUUCUAUGUGAACAGAAGUAAUGGUCACCAGUCUCUUGCAGAAUACUUCUUGAGCGUAGUCGAGAAAAAUAGUCAACGAUUUGGAUACCGCCUGGGUUUUUAUCUCGCAAAUCAUAUAUUUGAGGGCGGAACUAUUGCUAAACAUAAAGGGCGUUUCUUAGCGUUACCAUCAGAGCUUCUAAACAGUUCAGAUUCUACAACCAACAUGACUGCAUUGCACUUCGCUGUGAGCACAUCAAACACGGGUGUUAUAGGACUUCUUGCAAAUCAUUUCUCAACUGUAGAUUGUCUGGAUCGUAAUAGUCGAACCCCAGCAUUUAUAGCAGCUUCCACUGGCCAGAAGAAUAUUCUCGCGAUACUCUUUCAAAAAGGUGCUAACUUGUUUCACGUGACAAACUCACUAAGCAAAAAGCACCAACAACGGGCUAAAAAUCCUGUCAAAGACUGCAAAAGGUUGAUGUGCGGAUACUCGUUGCUGCACGCUGCAGCCCAAGGUGGCCAUGUAGAAACUGUCAAGUUCCUGUUGAAUCACAAAUUGAGUAAGGAUGCUGAGUCCGGAGCCGGUAAUACACCUAUGCAGAUAGCUGCUCAAUACGGCCGCGUGUCUGUCAUGGAGGUACUGCACAAACACGGUGCACCAUGCGACGCCCGACCCCUUCGUAGCGCUGCCGCAGGAGGCCAUCUACCUGCGGUCCGGUUCCUUCACCAGGCUGGUGUUUCGGAUGAGUGCGUCCCGUGCAAAUAUUCCAUUUCUCCAAGCUACAUGAAGCAGAGAGUUGGAAAACUUGUCGAUGAUGAGUAUCUCUGGAGAUGUGAGACGGCACUGCAUAUUGCGUCUGCAAUGGAACAACCAGAUAUUGUUAGUUAUAUCUUGCGCAGUAAUGAUACCGCCCUUACAUGCUACGACUACCUAGGAAUGCGUCCACUUCAUAAAGCAGUUGUUUAUAACAGCAUUAAGUCACUUAAAGCCUUCUUAGAAUAUGGUGUGUCCCCGUUAUCAAGGUGUGCUCCGGCCGAGGUGUUAUCUACUUACCCAGAAGAUAAAUACAAAAACAUUGCCGAUUAUUUUGAACCAUGCAUUUGUAGAUACAACGCGCUUCACCUCGCGGCUCGACACGGCCGAGUUAAUAUGAUUGCGACACUUUUGGAAUAUGGAGCUAAAACAGAAGUAUUAGAUGCUUGCGGAUCACAAGCUGUGCAUGUUGCAGCCUGUUACGAUCAGGUCGGUGUCCUGUCCUUAUUGGUGGCUGAAUAUAAAGUUGAUGUAAACAGCAGAGACCUGAUUGGAAAGACUCCAUUCCACUACGCCGUGAAGUGCAAAGCAGCAGGAGCCUUAAAGAGACUGUUCAAACUAGGUGCAAAUAUACAUGCAGAGGAUGAUGAGGGGAACAAAGCUCAUUAUGUGUUUGAGGAUUUACAGGACGCAAUCUUAGUAGACCCUUAUGUGGAAAAUAGGGAAGAUAAAAUCAAACUUUCAAGUGAGAAGAUUGAUGGCAUCAUUAGCAAGGCAUUUCCAAAGCAUUUGAUUUCCUUCUCUAUUAUCAAGCUGUACAUCAAAACAAAGAUUAACAUGUCAGUGAUUCAUCGUGUUUUCGAAGUGACUGAGGUGGAGGAGAAUUUCUAUUUCUCACAAGGAAGAUCGAUGUCCUGUCUGUUGCUAGGAACGAACAAGCCCAUGGAGACAUCGCCGCUUGUUCUUUUUUCCACUACAGCUAUGUUUAUAUUUCAUGUUGACAGCCACAUAUCCGCCCUAAUAAGACGUCGCCUGCUAAACGUACCAGGUCUUGUGCCUUUGGGACGGCGAGCCCCUUCCACGGCUUUGAAUUUGAUGGGUAUACAACUUAACUGCACUUUCCUCGUCUCUGCAGUUAGGAGUAACUACGUAUAUGUCGUUGAGGUACUCUUGAGUGCCGGUAUGGACGUGAACUGUCACGAGGAUAAGACAGGAGACACCCCACUGCUCACCUACCUACGCACUGGCGGGCGCAACAUGGCCAAGGUGUUGACGAAAUAUAAUAUGGAGAUUGACAUCAAGUGUGGGGAGUACUUCGUUGAUUCUGUUCUUCAUUUGUCUCUUUACCAUAAGCUUCAUUACUUGCACUAUUUAGGCCUGGCUUUACCUGAUGAUACGCUUAUAUUGCUUAAUAACAUAUUGUUUGAUUAUUUACUUUUCGACUUCAGAGAAUACAACAAUGGCGUUAAAAAUGCUACGAUCUUGAAUGGGAUUGGGCCUGUACUUAAAGCUAUCAAUGCACACCCUGACGGAGAUCAGGUGAUUAACAAAUGUUUUGACAUUGAAGGUUUUUCGCCAUUCCAGAGAGCAGUGCAGGGCGCAAAUCUUUUAGCCGUGACCCAAUUGGUAAACGCCCAUAAUGCAGACCUAUGGUCUUGCACAGAAGAUGGAAAAAGUCCUUUGCUUCUUUCCGUGUGGUAUGCUAUCAAGUACCGUCCCUACCUGAACUUGCAUGAACCAAGUCUCAUAACAAAUUUGGAAAUCAAGCUUGCGUCUCACACAGCCAAAUUUCUCUUAACAAAAAUGAUUAAAACAAAGCCAGUGCCGAUUGGCUGCAACCGGAGGUCAAAAGAUCUAACUAUUUACCAUGUUGCUGCAUCUCGUUGUAUGUCUGAUUUUGUAAAUUUUUUGUUGACCUUAAGUAAAUUUACAAAGUAUUUGAGAGAUAUCGACCAAGACUGUGUAACACAACAUGGGAUCACACCAUUUUACCUCGCUUCUCUGUAUGCAGGAGAUGUAGGGAACGUUCAAGAACAAUUGUGUUACGUCACCAUGAGAAAUAUUCUCGCUUAUGGAGGAAAACAUGAUGUUUACCCUAGCUAUACAACUGAGUUCUUUUUAUUAUUCAACGCAAUUUUCAAUACAUUCCCAGACGAAAAGCUGCAAAUUCCAGUAAAAUUGAAGCACUUGCGUCAACUUCGAUCAUCUUUUGAAUCAACAGAAUGCUUGAUGCUGCAGUGUCUCGACCUGAAAACUCUGCAAAGGAAUUUACCAACCUUCAUUACUCAGGACGCCUUGGCCUUUUUUAAUGGCUUAAAAAGACUAGACUUAUUCCUUAAAGAUAAGGCUGAGGAUAUCGACUUCAUUCAUAAGCUUAAUGUGCUAGAGUCAGUAGGUCAUUGCGUGAAACGAAAACCGCCAGCACCUGAAAGCACAAAACCUGAAAACCCAAAACCUGAAGACAUAAAAUGCAAAAGAAUGGUUCAAAUUCCUGAUAUGUGUGCACCAGAAUCACAAAUCGUAUUCCAGCAUCUUGCUUUGGAAAGUGACGAAUAUUUUCAGACAUUUUUUGAGAAAUACACAUCUUUUAUGAGGACAUUGAGGAAAGAAGUGCAGUUUGUUGAAGAUAAAGAAGAAUUGAUAAAAUUAAAUAGCACAAUAUUCUGUUUGUGGCGAAGCAAAAUGUUAGCAUUUGUCAAACUAAGAUUUAUGCUGUCGAAUUUAGACUUCUGGCAAAAGCAGAUAAAAAAGAACUUAGUUUUUCCAAGUUUCUCAACGAAUACGCGAUAUCGUUUAAAAAGGAUUCUUAUAGAUGUGACUGAUGAUGAGCUGAUCGACAUCGUAACCAUUUUAAUCAAAGGAGAGGCCUCAAGAAUGUUCAACUAUCUCAGAGCACUACAGUUACCUAAAGCACCACUUUAUAAAGAAACGUUGAAACCGAAAAAAUAGGGCUAGAACGUUCUGACCGCAUACGGUUGUGUUCAAUGCCUUUUUUUAAUAGAAAGUGUGCUUAUAGUCUAUCAUAACACUACAUCACACUACAUUAUAUAAGAGAAAGAAGAGAUUCAAGGUGCGAAUUGUACAAAGCAACCAUUUUGGGCACCUCGUCGUGUCGUUGGCCGAGGUCAUUAUUGUCAAAUACUGUCACUAAACUGUCUACUUAUCGCAGCUACAUAUCUGAAUGUGUAACGACAGCUUUGAGCUCAGGUCGAUCUUCAAAGGCUGUAGAAAAUGUUAAUUUAAAAACUGUACUUGGAUCAGGAAAGCCUUCGAUAUAUAUGAUAUGCAGAUUGCAUUUAGCUUGUUUUGGUAAACUAGUGUUUUAGGAAAGAGAUAGUAUCCGUUUUUGUACUCUGGACACCGCGUCCUAUCAUAUUUAAAUAAAAAAUAAAAGUGGAAUUUGAAA